Molecule: messenger RNA, 1612 nt
Organism: Dryobates pubescens (Downy woodpecker)
Lineage: Eukaryota; Metazoa; Chordata; Aves; Piciformes; Picidae
Gene: GORAB
Product: golgin, RAB6 interacting
Exons: 5
Coding region: 21-1163 (380 amino acids)
Biological process (GO): non-motile cilium assembly
Source: RefSeq, a predicted model, not a curated record
CAGCGGAAGGAGGAAGCGCCAUGGCCGACACCUGGUCCGGCUUCUCGCAGGAGGAGCUGCGGCGCUUGCAGUGUCAGCGCCCAGAUUUGUAUGAACCCUUUGAGCAGCAGCAGCAGCAUCGCCCACACACUGCGAAUAAGACUCGGAAGCAAUUGCAACGAGAAAAAGCCCUCCAGCAACAAUGUCAGAAGCUGGGACUGCAGGGUGGAGCAGCCUGCAGCCUGCAGCCUGUUCCUCCUGAGCAGCUGCUUUCUGUACCAAAACCCAAGCCUUGUCAUCCUCAGCAGCCUGUGCCACCACCUCAGCCUUCUUCGGCAGGAGAUCAAAAGCAAAGUGACAGCCGAGACCAGCAGAAGGGAGUGGCACCAGCAGAUCCCUGUAACGGCAGUGACAGUGUCCAGACCCAUCCUGCAAAGGCAAACUCCAAAGUGGAGAAAAAGAAAGUGGAAUUGCAGGAAAAAUCACGAUGGGAAAUCCUCCAGCAGGAGCAGCGGCUGAUAGAAGAGAAGAAUAAACGCAAGAAGGCACUCCUGGCCAAAGCCAUUGCUGAGAGAUCCAAAAGAACUCAAGCUGAAACAGUGAAACUCAAAAGGAUUCAGAAGGAGUUGCAAGCUCUGGAUGACAUGGUGUCUGCUGACAUUGGCAUCCUGCGGAACCGCAUUGAUCAGGCCAGCUUGGACUACUCCUAUGCCCGGAAGCGGUAUGAUAAGGCCGAGUCGGAGUACGUGGCAGCCAAGCUGGACCUCCAGCACAAGACUGAGAUUAAGGAGCACCUGACGGAGCACCUGUGCACCAUCAUACAGCAGAAUGAACUCCGCAAGGCCAGGAAGCUGGAGGAGUUAAUGCAGCAGCUGGAAGUGGAGGCAGAUGAGGAAAAUCUGGAACUUGAGAUAGAGGUGGAGCGGAUGCUGCAGCAGCAGGAGGCAGAAGCAGGGAGACAAGCCAGCCGGUCACACAGUCACGCUGGGACAGCUAAGGAAAACCCCACUCCCAGUGUUGCAGCGCGGGAGAGUGAGCAUGCCAACCAUGAUGUCACUUCUGCUACAUCUGAACAGUUGGUUCAGUCUCAAAACUCUGGUACCAAAUCCCUCUCCAGUGUGGACAGCCAAACUCAAGCAGUAAAAGUGACCCCCGGAAGCUCCCCAGCUUGUUCUGCUACAUGACUACCAGGCUCAGAUAAGCCAGCUGGUUACAGAUUAAACACUGUCUGCGGGCUUGUGCGCUGUAUGUUAUAUCUGGUCUUCUGCAGUGCCUGUAAUAUGCACUUAAUAACUAUCUUUUCCUUUAAUGUUGUUUUUAAGUGUUAAAAGCCUUUUUUUUUUACAAGGUUCCCAUUUGGGGGUUCACCAUCUGUCAUCAUCAUUCUGGUUUAAGUUCAUCCAGCUCUUCUCAGGGCUUUGUGCCUUCCCGAAACAAGAUAUUUGAAAGCCAACAGUAGAGUUUUUGCCAAGGGCUUUCAGUAUAUCAAUAUCACAGAUACCUGGUCCAAGCAGUGAUAGGUAUCUGCAGGAGAAAACAUCACAACUUGGUCUGCUUCUGAACGUAUUCUCUCCUCUGACAGCUUCAGUAGGAUGUUUGCCUGCCUUUGUAUCCAUAAGGGAUUUAGUUUCCA